Messenger RNA from Beta vulgaris subsp. vulgaris (sugar beet), 1905 nucleotides. RefSeq names its product probable arabinosyltransferase ARAD1. Gene Ontology annotation, molecular function: glycosyltransferase activity. NCBI's taxonomy places the organism in Eukaryota, Viridiplantae, Streptophyta, Magnoliopsida, Caryophyllales, Amaranthaceae. The coding region runs from base 105 to 1646 and encodes 513 amino acids. The transcript is spliced from 9 exons. The record is from RefSeq and is a predicted model, not a curated record.
AGUUCUAACAUUAUGUUUCUCUUGAAAGUGUCUCACCAUUAACUGUGAGAUCUCAAAUUCAUACUUCACUCUUCUACUCUCUUUCUCUCUCCUACCUUCCAACUAUGGCUGGAAAACACCUACACUCUUCUUCUUCUUCCUCAAGAGACAAACCAAUCUACACUUCUCCAAUCAUCAUCAUCAUUCUCUCUCUCAUCACUUUCUUCUUCAUCAUCUUCUUCUUCUCCUCCUCUUCUUCAGCUUCUCUCUCCUCCAAACCCCCCUUCUUAAUUCCAAACCCUAACCCUAAUUUCGAAUACUCUUUCGUCGCUUCUCUCGAGAAUUUCCUCACUACCAAGCUCCCCAACCGUUUCAAGGAUGAUUCUGUGAUCUUCGCCGACGAUCAGAGUGUAAAAAAGCUGGAUGAUUCAAUUUGGAAGACGGAAAAUGAGCGAAUUUACGAGGAUUCAUUUUAUCCUGCUGUUUCGAUGCCGAUUAGGGUUUAUAUAUAUGAGAUGCCUUCCAAAUUUACUUAUGAUCUGUUAUGGUUGUUUCGAAAUUCUUAUAAAGAGACCUCUAAUUUAACCUCUAAUGGUAGUCCUGUCCAUCGUCUUAUUGAACAGCAUUCUAUUGAUUAUUGGCUGUGGGCUGAUCUCAUAGCUCCGGAGUCAGAGAGGCUGUUAAAAAAUGUGAUACGGGUUUACAAGCAAGACGAGGCGGAUAUAUUUUAUAUACCAUUCUUCACCACCAUCAGCUUCUUCUUGUUGGAAAAACAGCAGUGCAAGGCACUUUACAGGGAAGUUUUAAAGUGGGUGACUGAUCAGCCAGCAUGGAAGCGUUCUGGGGGAAGAGACCACAUACUUCCGGUUCAUCAUCCUUGGUCAUUCAAAACAGUUCGUAGGUUUAUGAAAACCGCAAUUUGGCUAUUACCUGACAUGGACUCCACAGGAAACUGGUACAAGCCUGGCCAGGUUUACCUUGAGAAAGACCUGAUUCUUCCAUAUGUUCCUAAUCUGGAUUUUUGCGAUGCUUCUUGCUUGCGGGAAAAUGAAUCCAGGAGAACUACACUGCUAUUCUUUCGUGGGAGGCUUAAAAGAAAUGCUGGAGGAAAGAUCCGAUCACAACUUGUUUCAGAGUUGUCUGGUGCUAAUGAUGUAGUUAUCGAGGAAGGAACAGCCGGAGAGGCUGGCAAGGCUGCAGCCCAAAAUGGAAUGCGCAAGUCCAUCUUUUGCCUGAGCCCAGCUGGUGACACUCCAUCAUCUGCAAGAUUGUUUGAUGCUAUAGUGAGCGGCUGCAUUCCUGUUAUAGUCAGUGAUGAACUGGAGCUUCCAUUUGAAGGUUUCAUUGACUAUAGGAAGAUGGCUGUAUUUGUCUCAUCAAGUGAUGCCUUGAGAUCCGGUUGGCUGUUAACACACCUUAAAGGCUUUAGUCCGUCAGAUAUCAAAGAAAAACAGAAAUUCUUGGCCAAGUACUCCAGGCAUUUCCUUUAUUCAAAUCCAGCACAGCCUUUGGGACCGGAAGACUUGACAUGGAGAAUGAUUGCUGGUAAACUAGUGAACAUCAAACUUCAUAUCAGGAGAUCACAACGCAUGGUUCAGGGAUCCAGAAACAUUUGCACGUGUGAAUGCAGGCGCUCAAAUUCCAGCAUCCCAGGUGCCUUGUCAUGAUCGAAUAUCAAUUUCAAUUAACCCCCACAUUUUUGUAAUUUUUUCAUGCUGGUGUAGUUUGGCUUGUUUCAAAUUCAUGUGUUUAUAAUGUCGCUAAUAGUUCAGUUAUACGUCUCUCGUUAUGUUAACCAUCAGGAUCACAGGAAUAUAGAUAUGCUCAUAUCUCUGCUUGUAAUUUGUCAUUCUUGUAUUCCUGUUGGUAAAGGGCACACUUUUCUCUUAAUAGGUCAUUUAAUUCUUUAACAGACUAUUAUUUCCA